AAACCUCCACACGCCCUGUGUUCCGGUCAGCCUCACCGGUGCGGUUGAUUUGCGUGAGGUUCGCUCGCGCUGACGCCAAAUUAAGAGGACGUGAUGUGUCGCACUCGCACGAGCCGCUCGCCACUGAACGCCUGGAUGACAUAAAAGCGCGCGGCUCUGCUCUGAUCCUGUUUUGUUCUCGCGCACCGGCUGAGCGCUCGCGCUGCGGUAUCCGCGCACAAGGCUGAAAGACUCACAGAGAGAAACGGAGAGUGCGCGAGCGACACGCAACCGCGAAAUGGUCCCGUGCGUUCUGGGGUUUCUUUUCCUGCCACUGUGUCUCCGGUUGGUCGAGUUUAUCGACGCCUCGCGAAUAGAAUGUGAGCCAUCGCAGUUCCAAUGUGGGAACGGCCGCUGCAUCCCAUCCGUGUGGCAAUGUGACGGUGACGUGGACUGCACUGAUGAGAGUGACGAGAACACAUGUGUGAGGAAGACGUGUGCGGCCCAGGACUUUAUCUGUCGCAACGGCCAGUGCCUCCCCAAGAGAUGGCACUGCGAUGGAGAACCUGACUGCGAAGACGGCUCGGACGAGAGCGCAGACGUGUGUCACAGCAGAACUUGCCGUAUGAAUGAGUUUAGCUGUGGCACGGGCUCUACACUGUGCAUUCCUGUCUCUUGGAAGUGUGACGGCGAGCAAGACUGUGACAACGGAGAAGACGAGGCGAGCUGUGGUAACAUCACCUGCUCCCCUAUGGAGUUCACCUGUGCCAGUGGUCGCUGUAUCUCCCAGAACUUUGUGUGUAACGGUGAGGACGACUGCGGUGACGGUACUGAUGAGUUAGACUGCGCUCCAUCCUCCUGCGACACUAACCAGUUCCAGUGCAAAAAUGCCACCUGCAUUCCUAUUAGUUGGGUGUGUGACCACGACGUCGACUGUCAGGACCAAUCGGAUGAGUCACCUCUGCACUGUGGGAAGAACCCCACACCACCAGCGAAAUGCUCAACUAGUGAGACGCAGUGCGGCUCAGGAGAGUGCAUUCACCGCAAGUGGCGCUGCGAUGGAGACGCCGAUUGCAAAGAUGGCAGCGACGAGAGAAACUGCCCUCCUCGCUCCUGUCGACCGGACCAAUUUAAAUGUGACGACGGCAGCUGUAUCCAUGGUAGCCGACAGUGCAACGGUUUCCGGGACUGUGCCGACGGCACGGAUGAAGACAACUGCAAAAACCUGACUCAGUGCAGCGGCCCUGACAAGUACAAGUGUCGGAGUGGGGAGUGUAUUGAGAUCAGCAAAGUCUGUAACAAAGUCCGUGACUGCACUGACUGGAGUGACGAACCAAUUAAAGAAUGCAAUCUGAACGAGUGCCUCGUCAACAAUGGUGGAUGCUCGCACCUGUGCCGUGACCUGGUGGUUGGCUACGAGUGUGCCUGCACUCCUGGGUUGCAGCUCAUUGAUCAUAAAACCUGUGGUGAUAUCAACGAGUGUCUGAAUCCUGGGAUCUGUAGUCAGAUUUGCAUCAACCUGAAAGGAGGCUACAAAUGCGAGUGUCAUGAGGGUUAUCAGAUGAACUCUAGCACAGGAGUGUGUAAAGCAGUAGGCAAAGAGCCUUCUCUGAUCUUCACAAACCGGAGAGACAUCCGAAAGCUGGGGCUGGAAAGGCGUGAGUACACACAGAUAGUAGAGCAGCUGCGCAACACUGUGGCCCUGGAUGCAGACUUCAACCGUCAGAAGAUCUUCUGGGCUGAUUUGGGUCAGAAAGCCAUCUUCAGUACAGCACUGGACAAACGUGAAGAUGUGAGCAGCCACACCAAAGUGAUUGAUGUCCAGAUGCCUGUGGGGAUAGCGGUGGACUGGAUCUACAAGAACAUCUACUGGUCAGACCUGAGCAGUAAGACGAUAGCUGUGGCCAAUUUCAAUGGCACUAAGCAGAGGGUGUUGUUCAACAAGGACUUGAAGGAACCAGCUUCUAUUGCAGUGGAUCCUCUGUCUGGGUUCCUGUACUGGUCGGACUGGGGUGAGCCAGCUAAGAUCGAGAAGUCCGGAAUGAACGGGGUAGACAGACAGGUCCUGGUUGAAACUGAUAUUCAGUGGCCCAACGGUAUUACCCUUGAUCUGAUCAAAAGCAGACUUUACUGGGUGGAUUCCAAGCUGCACACAUUGUGUAGUGUGGAUCUAAAUGGAGAUAACCGGAAAAAAGUCCUGCAGUCCCAAGACUAUUUGGCUCAUCCCUUUGCCCUCACUGUGUUUGAGGAUCGGGUUUUCUGGACCGAUGGUGAGAGUGAGGCUAUUUAUGGCGCGAACAAGUUUACAGGAUCAGAUGUGGUGAUGCUAGCCAACAACCUGAAUGAACCACAGGACAUUAUUGUCUACCAUGAACUUGUACAGCUGUCUGGUACCAACUGGUGCAACGAGAGAGAAGAAAAUGGGGGCUGUGCCUACAUGUGUCUCCCUGCACCCCAAAUCAACAAACACUCCCCCAAGUAUACAUGCAUUUGUCCUGAAGGUCAGGAGCUGGCCUCAGAUGGCUUGGAGUGCAGACCAGUGGCAUCUACAGCUGUUCCACAAGAUGAAGGGCGGGUGCUUGUACACCCAACACAUCCUCCAGAGACCCCAAAACCCAAGGUUGCAGUGCAAUCAGAGCCCACUGAAAGAAAUCUCAGCACCGCCAUACAUGAGGUGAAAUCAGCCAAGGGAUCAGCUGCAGCCUGGGCGGCUUUGCCAGUGUUGUUGCUGGCCAUGACUGCAGUUGGGGGUUACAUAAUGUGGCGGAAUUGGCAGAUAAAGAAUAAAAAGAGUAUGAAUUUUGACAACCCAGUGUAUCUGAAGACUACAGAAGAAGACCUAAACAUUGACAUCAGCAGACACACUGCAUCAGUUGGUCACACGUAUCCAGCUAUUUCUAUAGUCAACACAGAAGAUGACAUGCCAUAACCACACCUCUACACUGCUCCUGUUUAUGAACUGUCCACUUGGGACUCUCACCAAACACUGCUGUUUCAGCAGGCUGACAGUCAGAUGCCUUCCGAAGUGCAUUUUUCCAUUGUUUCUUUAAGGGUGGUGUGUCUUGCUUGUGUGUGUGUGUUUGCGAGAGAAAUACGAUGUUGACUUGCUUCCUUCUCACAAUAAACAUGCCCAAAGCAACUGAGGACGUGGCCUUUCACUGAUUCUGCCACAAUCUUGGUCCAUGCAAAAUGACUGACCAACUUGACAGCUCUCAAUCUUGAGGAGACGAGAAGUUGGACUGGAGACCAGGAAUUUAGACGUGGUCAUUUGCUGUUGAGAAUUUCGUUUUGGGCAAAUGAAUGUUUAGACAAAAUCUGUUUUAGGCAGCCAUGUUGAAAAUGUGAGGUGGUUUUUUUUUUUUUUUUUUUCUUUCUUUCUCUCUCUCUACUUGAGGAAUAUUUACCUCCAGAAGCACAUUCUUAGCAAACUUAUGUCCAUCCUGGGGAAAACUGAGCUCUGUAUGAGGAGUGACAUUGGAACAUUUGUAAAAUGCUGUAAAUAUCCCUAACUUAAAGAGUAAUCAGGAUUCUCCAAGCACUUUGGUCAAAUGGUCAUCAUGUGUAAAUAAGAUUGUAUACAAUUUUGCUAUGUUGGGAUAUAGUACCAGGGUAGAUUAAUAUGUAUUUGGGGGGCUGGGAAAAGGUUUGUUAAUCUAUUUUCUAUGUUUGUGCUGUUCCUGUAACCUUUUUAUAGCAUUGUACAGGAAGUAAUUAAAUGCUGUGUUGAGGAAAUUUGCAAAUACUUCAAAUAAAAGGAAAUGGUCAGUUGUA
Molecule: messenger RNA, 3750 nt
Organism: Tachysurus vachellii
Lineage: Eukaryota; Metazoa; Chordata; Actinopteri; Siluriformes; Bagridae
Gene: vldlr
Product: very low density lipoprotein receptor
Exons: 20
Coding region: 278-2908 (876 amino acids)
Molecular function (GO): protein binding; calcium ion binding
Source: RefSeq, a predicted model, not a curated record